Molecule: messenger RNA, 1704 nt
Organism: Dendronephthya gigantea
Lineage: Eukaryota; Metazoa; Cnidaria; Anthozoa; Malacalcyonacea; Nephtheidae
Exons: 8
Coding region: 1-1704 (567 amino acids)
Molecular function (GO): protein binding
Source: RefSeq, a predicted model, not a curated record
AUGCCGCCUCAUAAUCAAAGUGUGGCGAAUCAUGACGCAAAUAAGGACGAUGUAAAGAUUACCAGGUUCGGAAAUAAGAAAAUACUCCACUAUUUGAAGUUGGACGUGGUCACUUUGAAAAUCUGCAAGCGUAUGUUUGCGCUAAUCAGAUGCCAUUUCUUUUUCCCAAGUUGCGAUCGGACUCAGAGCGUGUAUAAAAGGCAAAAUAUUUGUCGUGAAACGUGUCUUAUGGCAAUGCAUACAUGUUUGAAAUUAUGGAAAAUAACCGGGGUCGCAGUUAAACUUAAACACCCAAACAUGAAAGUAGACGAACUAUUUAAAUGUGAACUACAGCCUUAUAGAAAUGCUGGUGAUAGCCCAGAAUGCUGGUAUGAAGAUUUUACAAACUCCACAGAUGAAUCUUUAGCCCCAGAAUCGCCAGACAAAUUAGAUUGUCUUUACUUAAACGGAAGCAAUUACCAUGGCAACAUAUCAGUGACAGCCUCGGGUAUUCCGUGUCAGCCAUGGACAGAACAAUGUCCACAUCGUCAUACCAUGAACACCACGUAUCCAGAAUUAAAUAACGCCAAGAAUUACUGUCGCAAUCCCAAGAACUCGGGACAAAGACCUUGGUGUUUUACUACAGAUAGAAACAAAAGAUGGGAGUACUGUGAUAUCCCUAAGUGUACACCAGUGGAUGGUGGUUAUGGCGACUGGAGAUUAAAGGAUGCGUGUAACACAACUUGUGGGGAAGGUUUCGAAACAUUGGUACGAAAUUGCGACAAUCCUGAGCCAAAGUUUGGUGGAAGAAACUGUAGUCAUCUUGGAAAACCAGUUGAAGACAGAUCUUGUUCAGCAAGACCUUGUCCUGUCAAUGGCGGUUAUAGCAACUGGAGUGUGAGUAUCAUAUGCCAUGUCUCAUGCGGUGAAGGAGUGGAAAUAUGGGAAAGAACUUGUGAUAAACCAGAACCAAAAUACGGAGGCAGUAACUGCAGUGUUCUUGGAAGCUCAACUGAGAAAAGAAAAUGUAACAGAAAACCUUGUCCAGUUGAUGGUAACUAUGGCAACUGGACGAAAGCAUCGCCAUGUAGUACCACGUGUGGCGGUGGAGUCGAGGUCUGGAUACGGCAUUGUGAUAAUCCCCCUGGAAAGUACGGUGGUAACUGUAGUAAGCAGGGCAAGGAUCAAGAUGAACGCUUGUGUGAGAAGCAACCAUGUCCUUUUGUCCUUGAUUCCGGGACGAUUAGCAUCAUCGUUAUUACUUCAAGCUUAGCAUUCAUUACUGCAGUUGCCAUUCUUAUCUUCUUCCUACGAAAACGAUGGCGAAAACAAGGAUGUCAACAUUAUGCCAUUUUUCGUUUUUCUUCUCAAAAUUCCCCGGAUGGUGGGCAACAUCACCAAUGUAAUGAUACAGCAGAAGGCGCAAGCUUCUUACAGGGGAAUGAUACGAGGGAUAAAUUAUAUGAAAACCUGACAAUCGUAGGAAACCCGGCUCCAGGCCUUUCCCGAGGUGUUGUAGAUCACAGAAAUUAUUACGCCAACACGCUCUCGCGAAGUUCCUUGUAUGGCAAACUGCAAGUAUUCCGGCCAAUGGCUGUUGCAUGGCUUCGAAACGCGUGGGGGAAUGUGGACGAGUUUGGCAACCAUAUUUAUGACGUCAUGCAAUGUGAUGUCAGACAAGUCUUUGUCCCAUACGAUAGGCUGGAACACGCAGUGGCAAAAUGA